Molecule: messenger RNA, 783 nt
Organism: Fonsecaea erecta
Lineage: Eukaryota; Fungi; Ascomycota; Eurotiomycetes; Chaetothyriales; Herpotrichiellaceae
Product: transcriptional regulator
Exons: 1
Coding region: 1-783 (260 amino acids)
Source: RefSeq, a predicted model, not a curated record
AUGUACCUGCGUGCCGCCCACGCUGAAUUCAACAUCCCCGUCCUCCGGCACUUUAUACGGGAGAAUCCCUUGGGCCUUCUGAUUACGUCUCUCUCGUCGCCCAAUUUUCCGACGAUACAAUGCACGCACAUCCCGUGGGUCCUCGACGUCGCAGAUGACUCGAGCGAGACAGAACUAGGCAGACUGCGUGGGCAUCUUGCCCGGCAAAAUCCGCAGUCCAAGGCGCUGAUCGAAGCUGCCGCCCAGCAGCAGCAAAGUAUAUCUGACAACGGCACCCAGAGUCUCACGGAAGAAGUCUCGGUCGUCUUCAGCGGCCCCGUACACCACUACGUGACGCCCAAAUUCUACGUCGAGACCAAGCCCGCCACAGGCAAGGUAGUGCCGACGUGGAACUACUCGGCGGUGCAGGCGUACGGAACUGCCAUCGUGCAUUACGACACUCACCUGGAAGGAACGGGCAGAUUCCUCCAGCAGCAGAUCGGCGACCUGUCGCACCACGCCGAGACGACCAUCAUGGGCUACGAGAGGCCGUGGAACGUCACCGACGCGCCCGAACGCUACGUCGAGCUGCUCAAGAAAAACAUCAUCGGCAUCGAGGUCCACGUCACCCGCUUGGAAGGGAAGUACAAGAUGAGCCAGGAGCUCGGCAAGGCCGACCGGCUGGGCGUGAUCAAAGGGUUUGCAGCCCUCAACACCCAGGUCGGGGACUUGGUCGCAAAGACGGUCGAGGAGAGAGGAGCGCUGAAGGAUGCACUACAGGCGGGUGCGAAGGCUCGUACUUAA